AUGGCAGCGAGUCACUUUGACCUCCCACUUUCACGACGGGAAGCAAUUUCAUCAUCAUCAGCUUUCUUACCCGGAAUCCUCUCGAACCCUGGUCAAGUCCAGGCCAGAGAGGUAUCAGUAUCACGUGGAACUCUCAGAGAUGUUGUUGAUGAUGCAACGUAUGCUGCUUUGGUGUACGAACCCAAAAGAAAAGAGCAGACACCACUUCCGCUGCUUGUGGUACUCCACGAGGCCGGCAGGAAUGACGAAACAGUCUGGAGUUUGGCAGAUCCAUUGGGUGAACAUGCUGGCUUAGCGCCCAGCCUUUUGUUCACCGGUCGUGCUCCGACAGCCUUGGCUGACAAAUUUGCCAUGGUCGCGCCGUACUCCGCAGGGAAACGUUCCUUUUACGAAGAGCCUCGGAGCAAAAUAUUACAAUUUAUCGAAUGGGUCUGCAGCGAAGCUGGGCAACGAGCAGGUUGUCCCUAUGUCGAUCCGAACUCCGUGUAUCUUUUUGGUUUCAGCGAUGGAGCGACUCUCGCUGUUGAGCUUGCAACCACCAGGAGAUUUCGAGCUUGUACUAUUGCUGCGUACGGAUUUUCUGGAACGCUUCCGAAAUUGGCGUUGGACCGUUUGAAAGGGAUCCCUUUCUGGGUCUUUCAUUCCGCGGAUGAUGUCAUUUUUCCUGUGGUAUACAGUGAUCGUUUGGUAACUUCUCUUCGGACCGCGAAUACUGAAAAUACAGAAAUCAUUCGAUACACACGAUACGACAAGGAUCAAGAAGGAUUUGAGGGGUCGGUACGAGGUCACUCAACAGGAAUUACUGCAACGAAAUUGCCAGACGUCUACGAGUUCUUGCUUACCUCAAAUAGAGCCUAG
Molecule: messenger RNA, 858 nt
Organism: Phaeodactylum tricornutum CCAP 1055/1
Lineage: Eukaryota; Bacillariophyta; Bacillariophyceae; Surirellales; Neidiaceae
Exons: 1
Coding region: 1-858 (285 amino acids)
Molecular function (GO): hydrolase activity
Source: RefSeq, a predicted model, not a curated record